Messenger RNA from Salvelinus fontinalis (brook trout), 10466 nucleotides. Its product is annotated as secreted frizzled-related protein 5-like. Gene Ontology annotation, biological process: canonical Wnt signaling pathway; negative regulation of canonical Wnt signaling pathway; non-canonical Wnt signaling pathway. Gene Ontology annotation, molecular function: Wnt-protein binding. NCBI's taxonomy places the organism in Eukaryota, Metazoa, Chordata, Actinopteri, Salmoniformes, Salmonidae. The record is from RefSeq and is a predicted model, not a curated record. The transcript has 3 exons. The coding region runs from base 553 to 1548 and encodes 331 amino acids.
GAAUACAGGGAGAAACUAUCCCACUAACUGAUAUACUGAGGCUGCUCCACACACACUGCUAGACACAGACAGAGAGAGAAGGAUAGAGGUGGAGGCAGAGACAGCGGAAGAGACAGCUGUGGAGUGAGAUAGAGAGAACUGCAGGAAGAGAGCAAGAAAGAGAUAGAGAGAUUUAGAAUUUGACACAGAAUUAGACAGAGGGAAAGGAGGCACACACAGCACUCACCCUCCACUGACCCCUCGUCUUACCCUCGACUCACCCUUAUCUCCCCACUUACAACAACCUGAGGCAGAGACACACAGCUCUACCAGCGCAGAGAUGAGAUGACUGGACACACACUAACACACACAUUUUCUCUCUGUUGAAAGAAGACCAGAAUACACACUUUCUUUUUGUUUUCUGUCUCAGCUCCUGCUCUCGUUCUUGGACAGGAAAAAAAGGAUUACAGUUUAUUUCUUCAGCACAGUCUUUAUUCUCCAAAAUCCCCGAGUCACGUUGGACAAUUUGGAUACGUUCCUCUUUUCUUUCUCCCUCCAAGAGCUCGGAGCAACAUGGCACAGGGACAACAGAACCACAGCGACAGCAGGCAGCAGCGGGCACAACUACUCACUAACCCCUUCUCCACCAUGGCACUGUCCCUCUCCAUGUCCUUCUUCCUCCUCAUCCUCUUCCUCACCUCCCCUGCCUCGACCGCCGACGAAUACGACUACUACAGCUGGCAAUCAGACAACUUCCACAACGGUCGUUUCUACACGAAGCAGCCGCAGUGUGUGGACAUCCCCGCCGAUUUACGCCUCUGUCACAACGUGGGCUACAAGAAGAUGCGCCUCCCCAACCUGCUGGACCACGAGACCAUGCCGGAGGUCAAACAGCAGGCGGGUAGCUGGGUGCCGCUCCUCGCCAAGCGGUGCCACGCAGAUACACAGGUGUUCCUGUGUUCCCUUUUCGCCCCGGUGUGUCUGGACAGGCCCAUCUACCCGUGUCGCUCGCUGUGUGAGGCCGUGAGAGAUAGCUGUGCCCCCGUUAUGGAAACCUACGGGUUCCCUUGGCCAGAGAUGUUGACCUGUGAUAAGUUUCCUAUUGAUAAUGAUCUGUGUAUCCCCAUGCAGUUUGCUGGGAACCAGGCCACCCCAGCUCCAGCAUCUAAAGCCUGCCCUCCAUGUGACAACGAACUGAAAGCUGACACCAUUAUGGAACAUUACUGUGCCAGUGACUUUGCUAUCAAGAUGAAGAUCAAAGAAGUGAAGAAAGAGAAGGGCGACCGUAAACUCAUCGCUGCCCAGAAGAAGAAGAAGGUGCUCAAGAUGGGUGUCCUGCGUAAGAAGGACUUGAAGAAGCUGACACUGUACAUAAAGAAUGGAGCCAACUGCCCCUGUGCUCAGCUCGACAGUCUUGGCAGUAACUUCCUCAUCAUGGGUCGUAAGGUGGACCAGCAGCUGCUGCUCAUGUCCAUCCAUAAAUGGGAGAAGAAGAGCAAGGAGUUGAAGUUCGCCAUCAAGUACAUGAAGAGUCAUCAGUGUCCCACCUAUCAUACUGUCUUCCAGUGACCUUAGUGAUACAACAAUCACAACCCUACUCCCAGUCUUCCCCAGUUGUCCCUCCCUCUCCCGUCUAUCCUUCCAUUGUCCUACCUAUCAUACUGUUUUGCUUUGACACAGUGGAGAUGUAUCCUUCAUAUCCAGUGGUGUUGUGAUGCCUGUAGAAGUGGGUAUACUCUAAUUCUGCCCAAAAUAAUCUCAAAUGGCCCGCCCAUCAAAGGAAAGGCAAAAAAUAUAUAUAUUUUCCUAUAGUUUUUAUGUAUUUUCCUAUAGAUUUUUCAGGUUUUCACUCUCAGAAUCACACUUUUUUAUAUAUAGAAAAACGAUAACAAAUGUAUGUUCUAAGUCCACAAUAACGCUCAAACCACAUCAGGGGACCAUUUUUGAGGCCUGGGAAAAAUCGUAAUAAAACAUUUUUGGCAGGUAGUAGUUGCCCAUUAAUUCAGUUGUGCACCUAGCAAGAUACCAUUUAUGCACUACAAAUGCAAAAUACAAUAACUACAUAUUUUUUGACUGCAUGAUCUGUCUUCAAAGUAUUUUUCUGUCUAGACAGACAACAUUCUCUGAUACUCAAUGAUAUCCUCUGAUCAACUGGUUUGUUAUUGUGUCAGGAAACUUAAUUCCACAUUAAUCAGAUAAUAUACUUAGCCAUUAGAAUGGACCAAAGACUUUUGAACAAAUCCGUAGUUACUGCAUUUUGCCUUUGUAGGGCGGAAUUUGGCUAGUGGUGUUUUUGUACUGUACAAUGUCCUACUUGUGAUGGCAGAGUUUGUAAAACAAAUGCCCUCCCAAUUGAUACGGAUCAUCAUGAUAUCAUAUUACCAGGUAGGCCUACUUUGUAGUCAACAUUUAAUUGGAAAGGUUUUUUGCCAGACAUUUUCAUUCAAACAGCCCAUGAUGACUGAAUUGCACACCGAUUUCGGACCACACUUUUUCAAUACCUGGUUUGCAUACCCAUUGUUGCCUUAGUUAGCAUUUACUGGUAGAUAUCAAAAGUUAAAACGUCUUUCCUACCUACCCUACUAAUCUAUGUCGUUCUUCUGUGAGCUGCUCCAUGAAACAGCCAGUUGAUAGCUGCGCGCUCUUGCUGUCUACUCUGAAACUAGGCUAUGUGUGCAGCUCGCAUGUGAAUAUACACCAUAUUUAUAAAAGUAUUUGGACACCCCUUCAAAUGAGUGGAUUUGGGUAUUUCAACCACACCCAUUGCUGACAGGUGUAUAAAAUCGAGCACACAGCCACGCAAUCUCCAUAGACAAACAUUGGCAGUAGAAUGGCCUUACUGAAGAGCUCAGUGACUUUCAACGUGGCACGGUCAUAGGGUGCUACCUUUCCAACAAGUCAGUUGGUCAAAUGUCUGCCCUGCUCGAGCUAACCUGGUCAACUGUAAGUGCUGUAAUUGUGAAGUGCAAACAUCUAGGAGCAACAAUGGCUCAGCCGCGAAGUGGUGGCCACACAAGCUCACAUAAUGGGACUGCUGAGUGCUGAAGCGUGUAGCACAUUAAAAAAAUGUCUGUCCUCUGUUGCUACACUCACUACCGAGUUCCAAACUGCCUCUGGAAGCAACAUCAGCGCAAUAAUUGUUCUUCGGGAGCUUCAUGAAAUGGGUUUCCAUGGCCCAGCAGCCGCACACAAGACUAAGCUCCAAGUGUCGACUGAAGUGAAUAAAAUAAAUAAAUAAAUAAAGUGGUGUAAAGCUCGAAGCCAUUGGGCUCUGGAGCAGUGGGAAUGCGUUCUCUGGAGUGAUGAAUCAUGCUUCACCAGCUGGCAGUCCGACGGACUAAUCUUGGUUUGGUGGAUGCCAGGAGAACGCUACUUGCCCCAAUGCAUAGUGCCAACUGUAAUUUUUGGUGGAGGAUGAAUAAAGGUCUAAAGCUGUUUUUCAUGGUUCGGUCUAGGCCCCUUAGUUCCAGUGAAGGGAAAUCUUAACACUACAACAUACAAUGACAUUCUAGACGUCUCUGUGCUUCCAACUUUGUGGCAACAGUUUGGGGAAAGCCCUUCUCUGUUUCAACAUGACUAUGCCCCCACGCACAAAGCGAGGUCCAUACGCAAAUGGUUUGUCGAGAUCGGUGUGGAAGAACUUGACUGGCCUGCACAGAGCCCUGACCUCAACCCCAUCAAACACCUUUGGGAGGAAUUGGAAUGGCUGUGAGCCAGGCCUAAACAUCCAACAUCAGUGCCCUGGGAAGUCCCAGCAGCAAUGUUCCAACAUCUAGUGGAAAGCCUUCCCAGAAGAGUGGUGGCUGUUAUAGCAGCAAAGGGGGAUCAACUCCAUAUUAAUGCUCAUGAUUUUGGAAUGAGAUGUUCGACGAGCAGGUGUCCACAUACUUUUGGUAAUGUAAUGUAUUUCACGUGCCUUGCAUUUGUGUAGGAUACUUUGUGCAUUAUUUCUUUAUUGUACUACAUAAUUGAUCCGAUGUAUACCGCCAUUGCGCUAGAAGUACACUCAUUAAGAAAUGAAGGUAGAGGCCUCCCGGGUGGAGCAGUGGUCUAAGGCACUGCAUCGCAGUGCUAGCUGUGCCACCAGAGAUUCUGGGUACAAGCCCAGGCUCUGUCGCAGCCGGCCGCGACCGGGAGGUCCAUGGGGUGACGCACAAUUGUCCGGGUUAGGGAGGGUUUGGCUGGCAGAGAUAUCCUUGUCUCAUUGUGCACUAGCGACUCCUGUGGCGGGCUGGGUACAGUGCACGCUGACCAGGUUGCCAGGUGUAUGGUGUUUCCUCUGACACAUUGGUGCGGCUGGCUUCCGGGUUGGAUGUGCGUUGUGUCAAGAAGCAGUAUGGUUGAGGACACAUGGCUCUUAACCUUUGCCUCUCCCGAGUUGGUACAGGAGUUGCAGCGAUGAGACAGGACUGUAACUACUACCAAUUGGAUACCAUGAAAUUGGGGUGAAAAAAGGGGUAAAAAAAAGAAGUGAGGGUAUGCAGUGCUCACGGGGGAUUAAGAAGUGAGUAUACUUCCACUUACAUUUUUUGGGGUAUACGGCGUAUACCUGGGUAUACUCUCCACUAAGCCACUGUUCAUAUCUCACAAAUACCUCUCAUAUCCUAUUAGUAUCGGAUUAGUAUUCCCAUCUAGUCUGGUCGCAGAUCUCUUUGUGCUCUUGCGAACUCCAUUUCUGUCCUUGUCAAGCCAAAAUGACAAUGAGUGACAGGGAGUUGGGUAUGAUAGCACAUACAGACUGGCACUCGGGCUAGUUCUCACCUGGCUAUCUAUCCCUCAGUCUCACCCAAGUCUCCCCAGUCUCUCUCCCAAGUCUCGCCCAGUCUCACACCAGUCUCCCACAUAUCCCACCAUGCUCUAGAAAACACCCUCCAUGCCCCUCGGCUCCAGACCCCUCCAGACCCCUCCAGACCCUCUAGACCCUCCAGACCCCUCCAGACCCAUCCAGACCCUCCAGACCCCUUUAGACCCCUGUAGACCCCUCCAGACCCUCUAGACCCCUCCAGACCCUCCAGACCCCUCCAGACCCUCCAGACCCCUCCAGACCCUCUAGACCCCUCUAGACCACUCCAGACCCUCUAGACCCAUCCAGACCCUCUAGACCCCUCCAGACCCUCCAGACCCUCUAGACCCAUCCAGACCCCUCUAGACCCAUCCAGACCCCGCCAGACCCUCUAGACCCCUCCAGACCCUCUAGACCCCUCCAGACCCCUCCAGACCCCUCCAGACCCUCUAGACCCCUCCAGACCCUCUAGACCCAUCCAGACCCCUCUAGACCCCUCCAGACCCCUCCAGACCCUCCAGACCCUCUAGACCCAUCCAGACCCCUCCAGACCCUCCAGACCCCUCUAGACCCCUCCAGACCCUCUAGACCCCUCCAGACCCCUCCAGACCCUCCAGACCCCUUUAGACCCCUGUAGACCCCUCCAGACCCUCUAGACCCCUCCAGACCCUCCAGACCCCUCCAGACCCCUCCAGACCCCUCCAGACCCUCUAGACCCCUCCAGACCCUCUAGACCCAUCCAGACCCCUCUAGACCCCUCCAGACCCCUCCAGACCCUCCAGACCCUCUAGACCCCUCCAGACCCCUGUAGAGCAUUCCAGACCCUCAAGACCCCUCCAGACCCUCCAGACCCCUCCAGACCCUCUAGACCCCUCUAAACCCCUCCAGACCCUCUAGACCCCUCCAGACCCUCUAGACCCAUCCAGACCCCUCUAGACCCCUCCAGACCCCUCCAGACCCUCCAGACCCUCUAGACCCCUCCAGACCCCUCUAGACCCCUCCAGACCCUCUAGACCCCUCCAGAGCCCUCCAGACCCCUCCAGACCCUCCAGACCCUCCAGACCACUAGUCCAAACAUUUAACCUUUUUGUGGCCCAAUCUCCUUUCUGCUACCCACCCACCCCCUGUAGACUAUUCUGAUAACUCACUCCCUAGCCCCUACCCUACAGUAGCACUUUCUCUAGCCCCUACCCUAGCCCCUACCAUACAGUAGCACUAUUUUAUACCUGACCUGAGAGCCCCAAAGAAACCCAGACUGUCCUGGGUUUGAGAUGGUUACUACAGAUUUUUGAUACAGAGGUGGUGGUGUUACUAACCUGCCAUUUUGGAGUCAACGUUUAUCACAGACACAAGGUGACGGGAUCCUCCAAGACACUAUUAGAUUGUUAGAUCCUAUAAAUAAAACAAUCACAUGUAUAUUUUACAGAUGUCCCCUUAUCAUUAUGACGAUAGCAGAGGGGGUUAGUAAAAUGUAUGGUAAGACUUGCACAGAUUGCGGUAAGGACAGUGCUUUUGGUGCUUUGAAUGAUUUUAUAAUUCUUUGAAAGAAUGCAGACAUUGGAGUAAAGCAAGCUUCAAGAUUUAUUAAUAGUCAAAAGGGAGAGUUUAUGCUUUUGAGAAAAAGGGGUAAGAGAAAAUGCAUGUGUAAAGUUUGAGUUAAAGGUUGUGCCCUUGUCAAAGCCGUUUGUGUGUUCAGUAGACACUGAAAUAGACAAGUUAACUGUCUGUCCAGAGUGGAUAUAGAAAGUUAGGUAGCUACUGAUGACACCUUAUUUGAAUGUUCUGUCAUACGCUCAAAAUCAUGAAUGAGCUGGAUCAGGUAUUUCCUGAAAACACAGACGAUGCAAAAUUCCAAGGUUUUUCAGAAAACCUUAUUGGAGAAUAUCCACAUGUCCUCUCUAUUCCCUCCCGAUUCCAGGAGUAUUUCAACCAGGAUUUCUAGAAAACUUUUUCAGAAUUUUUCAGGCCGACACAGAAACAUUAUGGAAUAUUCAAAUAACGUGUUUCCAUUCCUUGUUAUGUUUCUCAUUUUAUGUAGAUAAGAAUGAACAAGUUAAUUAAAUGAAAAAAUUAUAAUAAUUGGUUGUUGAUAUCAGAAAUAUCAAAAAGAAGAUGGAUGUAUGAAUUCCUAGAAAGAAGAAGAUAUGGAUGGAUGGAUUCGUAGAAAGAAGAAGAUAUGGAUGGAUGUAUGGAUGGAUUGAUGCUGCCACUGACUAUCGUACAGAGCAGCCUGCAUUGGGACCACAGGCCUACUCCUCAGAAAGAGAUAGAGAGAGAAGGAUACUAAAUCUGACAACAGAAAGAAAAAGAGGAGAGGCCAGAGAGAGACUCAUAUUAUGGAAUAAAACUACCCAUUGGGUGGUGAACUCUCUGGUUCUCACUAUGUUUCACUAACACUAUUGAAAUAUGUCACUUUUUAGUAACGCUUGAUUUCUCUAGUUACCAGGUAUUUACCUAUGUAUUAAAAUAUAUUGUGAGAACAUAUCGGUUCAUUUGGGAAUUGAGUGUAAUAUAGACCAGAGAGUACCUUUUGUUAGAAGAAAUGUCACAUUACAUACCAGAUGACAAUUCCAGUAGUAAAAGGGCUGUAAAGUGACAGCGUUCAACUUUAAAAUGAAAAAAAUGAAUUUGUUAUAAUUUGCUUGAAUUAUACUUUAUGGUAUGGUACACCAGUAAUCAUAAAUACAGACAUAGCACCUGAAUUCAUGAAAAGAUGAAUUUAACUUACGCAGUUAUGUUUUUAACCCUUUAAAACUUUAAGUAGUUCUGUUACUGAAACACUUUUUAUUGUUUUGCAAAAGUAAAUAAAUCAAAUAUAGUUGACAUUUUUAUAAAGAUAACUAUCUUAAUGGUGCCAUUUAUUUUCAAACCAAAAGAUAUAUGUGAUUUUGUCAUUCACUAUCUAACGUUGUUUACUUUAUGGAACUUUUAGGCAUUUUUGUUUGCUUCUCUUUCUACAUUUCUAAUACUAACUCAAGUCUAAGAAGGGAUAAGAUAGUAAAACAAGGGACCACACACACGAGCGCACACACAACAGCCUCUGUCUCAGAGGGCUAAGUCACCUUUUCUAAGUGCCUUUUCUCCAGGCAGCACUAGCGAUUAUGUGGGUGUCCUCCUUCUCUGGUCCUUGUAUGUGUGUGUGUAUGUGUGUGCGUUUCCUCCCACGUUCCAGCCUGUCUCCUCAGUAGCAGGUCUGAAUAUGUCUGGAGGAGCUCCAGACAGCCCAGCACAACGCCCAGCUGUCCCCAGCCCACACUGCCUCUAAUCAGGCUACACACAGACUAGUCCCCCCGGGCUGAAGCUGCUACCCGGGUCAAGGGGAGAGAGGGAGAGAGAGAGACAGAGAGAGAGAGAUACAGAGAGCGAGAUAGAGAGAGAGAAAUAAAUAAAUAAAGAGAGAGAGGGAAAGCAAGGGAAAGAAAAAAGGGAGAGAUGAAGAGAGAGAGAGAGAGAGAGAGAGAGAGAGAGAGAGAGAGAGAGAAGAGAAAGAAAGAUGGAUAAAAAUAGUAAGAUGAUUCCAACAGACAGAGGCUGCAUUUCUGACACACUAAAAUGAACACACACAAAUAAACAUCCAAUAACAAACAUUCAAAUGAGUUGAUAGUUCACACUUUCUCCAAAUACAUUCUUAGACAAUGCUGUACUGUAUUUGUAUGAGAUAUAAAAACCUUCCUCUGUUGAACCGUCUCUGGAACCACUGAACCACCCAGGAGGGGAGGAAGAGACAGAGUGAAGGAGGAGAGAGCGAUAAAGAGAGAGAAGGGGGGAGGGAGAGAGAGAAAGAGUGAGAGUGAGAGAGAGACAGACAGACAGGAUAGAGAAAAGAGAGAGAGAAGGGAAAGAGAGAGAGAGGGACAGACAUACAGACAGAGAGCUAGCAAGGGAGAGGGACAAGAGAGAGAAGGAGAAGGAGAGGGAGAUAGACUUUCUGGCUGUGUCCCAUCUCCUGUCUAUCUUCACCUCCUCAAAGGUCACUUAGCGUGACUAAUGAGGGCCUGAUGAGGGACCCAGGACACAGACAGGAGCCAGCUUUGUCCCCUGGUCCUCUUGACACACACAUGCACACCAGCACAUGUGCACGUGUAUACACACAAAGACACACAAAGACACUCACAAGGAUGCAUAUCCACACGCACGUAGACACACAAACACGCACACACACACAGACACGGCCAAUAUCAAACUAAUUCAGAUCCUCCAUCAGCUUCUGUCAGACUGUCAAGCCUGGCUGGUGUCCUCCACCCUGCUUUCCCAACAAGAUCUCACACUGACAUGGUUUGACUUCAGUAUUCAACGUUUGUUCAGACGGGGGAUAAUCAUCCAAUUUUGACGGUUAAGUUUAGGUAUUAAUUCUGAAUGGUUACGAUAAGGGUUGAGGUUUCGGAUAGGGUUAAAACAAACAUAACAAAAAACUCAGGAACUGCAUGUUGCAGAUAUAAUGACUAGACCAAACACAAUCUCCUGUACUAUUCCAAUCUAUCUGACAGGAGAUCAAAUUUGAUCUACACAAUACAUUUCUAUCUGAUUAUUCUGUAUAUUUCCUUUCUCCUGAACAGAACCCAUGUGUAGAUAAUCAAGUCAAACCAAUCAACCAAUGAUAUUUUUACAGAUAACUAUAAAUUAGUUGUGACACUAAACUACAGUAUACCACUUUCAACAUGCCACUGAAAAGGUUGAAAGCUGUAAUACAUGUUAUGAUACCUGAAAAUACUGCAGAGAAAUUCAAAGAAAUGUGAAAACAUUGCAGACAGGGAGUUGGAUGCUAGACAAAAACAUUUUAGAACCUCUUUGUCUAUCUGAGUGUUCUUAUUUCAAACACACAGUAAACCAUAUUUAAAGGGAUGGUAUAAUAAGCUAUUAACAUGAUUUUCCACCCACCUUGGCUGUCAAGUUUUUUAUAUUUAGUUCCCUUAGACACUUAAUAGCUAUAUUUUAACCGUUACUGUUAACAUUCUCAAUAACAGUUAUUGUGCCUGUGAAAUAACACUGUAAUUACUUUUAGAGCACAAUUUUAUUAGUAUGUUGUUACAUAAUACUUGGGUAAUUAAAUUGCAUAGCAAUGAGCCGAGAGAUUUUGAAAUUACUGUGCACAAGAUUAGUGAUUGUACCUUAUUCCACUUGUGUAAUAACUCCCUUUUUUUUAAAUUAUAAACCAAUAUCUAAAGUCUUAUUUAAUAACCAUGUUGCUAUUGUAGUAAUUACAAGGUUACUACAUAUAUGGUAUAUUGUAUAUGUACGUAAUAUGAACUUGAUGUCAAGUGUUACUGUACCUUAUGUUUAACUCAUUAAGAAAAUAUAUUUUAGACAACCGUUCCAACUCCAAUGUUGAGAUGAGUCCAUGUCCCUCACGAACAAUUGCCUAGAUGUACCUAAAUGCCUGAUUGAUUUACAUUUGUAUCCCUUUCUAUUAUUUAGAUUGAUAAAUGUGAAUGUUUGCCAUGUUUUAUUUGAUUCAAUCAUGAACUAUUUAAUUAUAGGCUAUAUAUUAAGAUUCAUACCUGAAAGACGUACAAACCAUGUAAUAAUGAUCAUGUAUCUAGAAUACCUAAACUAAUUGUUGUAGUUUUUGGGUUCUUCAUCAAAUAUUUCGCAGCCAUCAAAUAAAUAUAUAAUUUUUUUUCAGAGAGGUAUUCAAAAUACGUUCAAAUAUUUUAAAGAAAAGAGGACAAAUUCAUUAAAAUGCCAUUAUUUGUGCUUUAAAAUA